Messenger RNA from Haliaeetus leucocephalus (bald eagle), 1411 nucleotides. It is a transcript of the gene VTN, whose product is annotated as vitronectin. Gene Ontology annotation, molecular function: scavenger receptor activity; polysaccharide binding; extracellular matrix binding. The record is from RefSeq and is a predicted model, not a curated record. Lineage: Eukaryota; Metazoa; Chordata; Aves; Accipitriformes; Accipitridae. Gene Ontology annotation, biological process: cell adhesion mediated by integrin; immune response; cell-matrix adhesion. The coding region runs from base 1 to 1341 and encodes 446 amino acids. The transcript has 8 exons.
AUGAGGCUGCUCUUCCCUGCCCUUGUGCUGGCCCUGCUCGCCGCUGCCCGUGCUGCUGAAGAUUCCUGUGCAGGCCGCUGCGAGGAUGGCUUCGACGCACGGCGUAAGUGCCAGUGUGACACUCUCUGCGUGUACUACCAGAGCUGCUGCAGCGACUACUCCACCGUCUGCAAAGCCAAAGUGACCCGGGGAGACGUGUUUGCCUUGCCGGAGGAUGACUACCUCGACUACAACCUCACCGUCGACCUUGGCACUGUAGCGGGUACCGAGGUGGCCCCCACAGAACUGCCCACGUCCCUGUUGCCGGCGCAGACCACACCAGAGAGCGAGCUGGACCUGGACCCCAAGGAGAUGCUGACGGAGGUGCCUGUACAGGUGGUGCCCACCACACUGGAUGGGCUUGGGGAGCACAACCCCGUGGAGGACCCCGAGGAGCUGUGCAGCAGGAAACCUUUUGAUGCCUUCACUGACCUGAAGAACGGUUCCCUUUAUGCUUUCCGAGGGAAGUACUUCUAUGAGCUGGACGAGAAAAGCGUGCGGCCCGGCUACCCCAAGCUCAUCAGCGACGUCUGGGGCAUCGAGGGCCCCAUCGACGCAGCCUUCACACGCAUCAACUGCCAGGGCAAGACUUACCUGUUCAAGGGCAGUCAGUACUGGCGCUUUGAUGACGGAGCCCUGGACCCCGGGUACCCACGCGACAUCUCUGAGGGCUUUGAAGGCAUCCCGAACGACAUCGACGCGGCCUUCGCCCUCCCUGCGCACAGCUACCAUGGCAAUGAGAGAGUCUAUUUCUUCAAGGACAAGUACUACUGGUCCUACGACUUUGCCCACCAGCCCACGCAGGCUGACUGUGAGAAGUCCUCCCCCUCCGCUGUGUUCAACCACUAUGCCUUCAUGAACCGGGACAGCUGGGAGGACCUCUUCCAUGUCCUCUUUGGUGGCAGGAUGAUCGGGGCGAGCAGCCCACGGUACAUCAGCAAAGACUGGCGGGGGGUGCCCAGCCAGCUGGACGCUGCCAUGGCCGGCAGGAUCUACGUGGCCUCCCAGCAGCCCCGGAGAAGGAAGUCUCGCCGCCAGCGCAAGAGGUACAAGAGCCAUCGGUCACUGAAUUUGGGUUUCUGGGGCUGGCUGCAAAACGACUCCGACUCUGCAGGUGUCGAAAGCGACUGGCUGUCGGGCUCCCAGUGUGAGACCCUCCAGAGCGUCUACUUCUUUGUAGGAGACAAAUACUACCGUGUCAACCUGCGCACCAAGCGCGUGGACCUGGUGCAGCCCCGCUACCCCCGCUCCAUCGCCCAGUACUGGCUGGACUGCCCGCAGCCCGGGGAGGAGAGCACCUGAGAGGGCUCCUCCAGAGCCGCCCAGCGGCACAGACCCUAGCUAGACAGAAAUAAACUGUGAGUGCCGUGCA